GAAUCAUUCGUCAAAUUGUUGUUGCAUUCUGUGCACAGUUUUUAAAGUACGUAAAAAAGCAGCAAGAACAAAAGACGUAGAAAAUUUUGAGGAACACACAAAAAAUUUAAACAAUUUUAAUUUUAGACAAAUCAACCAACGAGCAGAAAGCUGAAAAUUAAUUCAAUUUGCAUACAAAGAAAACAUAUAAAACGGGGCAAAAGAAAAAGAAUCUACCGCAGCGUAGUUGAAGAAAUAUUACCGUGCAUUGCUGUUUUUGCAUCCCAAAAAAGAAAAAUUGUUCCCGACUUCUGUUGCAAUUGGAUUAUAGUGAAUUAGGCAUAAUUGUGCAGUUGCGAGUGUGCUAGCAAAAAAAUGUUUCAUAAUAAAUUUUUGACAUUGGCUGUGUUGCUGAGCGUUAGUAGCGCUUUGAUUUGUGCCGCCCAGAUCGAUGUUAAUUUGUCGGAUGCCAAGUUACCUGUUGAACAGCAUGAAGGCGUAGAACAGCCCAAGACAAUCGCUGCAGCAACUACAACUAGUAGUACAACGUCAACAACAACAACAACUACAACUACGCCACCGACGACAACAACAACAACAACAACACCAAGCACCACCACCACCACUGCAACAGCGGCACCACCAACAACAACUACCGCUGCACCAAACACCACCACUGUAGCACCAAUAACAACAACACCCGCACCAGCGCCAUUCCCAGCACCAGAUGUCGGCGUAUGGAAUUCCAGCUGUAUCAUCGUACACUUGGCUGCACAAUUGAACUUUACGUAUGAGACUAAAGACAAUAAAAACGCUUCCCGUUUAUACAACAUACCCGCGGAUGCCAAAGUUGAAGAUUCCAAUUGUGCUGAACUUUCGCAAACGAUACACCUUGCCUGGGGACCCGUUGAUGCCAUACACUCAAUGGUCUUACAAUUCGAUUUGGUUAACAAAUCGAGUGAAUUGAAACAGAUCUACAUCACUUUACCACUAACCAGUGAUCAUUUCCCCGACGCUAAGGAUAAUCAAACCAUUCAAUUGAUUCACCAAGGCGAUGAUUUCGUUACACCCGCUAAGAUGUCUUACCACUGCACACGCGCACAGAAAUUCAACUUGACCGAAAUUAUGCAGGAUAGCAAAAUAUUGGGCACCAUCACACUGAGCAAUGUACAAGCGGAGGCAUUCAUUACCGACAAUCGUAACACCUUCUCCACCGCUAUGGAUUGUGAUGGACCGAAAACCAUGGAUAUUGUGCCCAUUGCCGUUGGCAUUGCAAUGGCCGCACUCAUACUCAUUGUAUUGAUCUCUUAUUUGUGUGCGCGUCGUCGUUCCACAUCGCGUGGCUACAUGAGCUUCUAAGCUGGUAGCAGCGUGAUUUAAAGGCUGUUAUAGGUAGCGGCAGGCGCGUGAUGUAUUGUAGGUAGGCAGGGUGUGUAGUAAGCUGGUGUUAGUGACACAGUAAUUAUAUAAUGUAUUUAGGUCGUCAUGAUAUGUGUGUGUAGAGGGGGACGCAGUGCGAUUUUUUUUUUUUUUUUUUUUUUUUUUUUUUGUAUAAGCGGGUAUAAUACGAAAUAUUGUUUACAUUUGUAGAGAAAAAAGAAAUUUUUUUUUUGAGAGAGAAACAGUAAAAAGAUUGAAACGCCGAAUUUUGAUUUACAUUGUCACGCAGCAAAUCGAAGAGCAGGGGGAAAACAAACAAAAAAAAAAAACAAAAAACAAAACAAAAAACAAAACAUAAAACAAAAGCAGUCAAUAAAAAAUAUUGAAAAUAACACAUCUUUUAAGAUAUUCACCAAACAAAGAAAAAAAAUUUAGUACAUAAAAUUGUCCAAACAGUAAGCGAGCUAAAAAAAAUAAAUAAAAAAUAAGAAAAGAAAAAAUAAAAAAAUAAAAAGCACUGCGUUAGCAAUUUUAAUUCAAUAGACUUUUAAACGAACAUUACGUACAGUUACAGAUACAAUUAUAGUAAACGAAAACAGGGUGCAGUUACAAACAUACAUAUUUUAGGCAAAAACAAGAGUAAACACACAGUUGCUUACUUUAGUUUUUGCCAGCGCCAGCGCUAAAAUUUAGCUGUUCUAUUGUAUAAUUUCUCUUAAUUUUAUGUCUUUUCCAACGUAUUAUAAUUAUUAUUAUUUUUUUUUUUAUAGAUUAUUAUUCAAACGAUUUAGUGCGCAUACAUACAUAUAAACAUAUUUCUUAAUUAGAACCAUAUACAUACAUAUUAUAUAUAUUCGAAACGACACUCUACGUUCAGUUAGCUCGCAGUAUACACGCAAAAAUGUCAUUCUUCCCUCUUAACGCUACACAAAAAUAUAAAAAACACGUCAAAUAUUUUUCUUUAAACCUCAAAAAAAAAAAAAAACAAACUGUUAUAAAUGCAAAUACAACAGCAAAUAGGUGCAGGAAACUUAGUUUGUAAUUAGGAAACAUGUAAAAUUGGCCAACUACAAUCACAUUUUUUGCGUAAUUAUCCAUAUUUGUGCUAAAUACGCGUACACACAAUCAAUUUUAAUUUCAAAUAUUAUUUAAUUGGCUGAGUAUUAUGUGUAAUUUAAUUAUAAUUGAAGUACAAUUUUCUUUAUAUUCGAAAAAAAAACAAAAAAAAAAACAAAAAAAAAUUACAUACUAAAUCCAAAAUAAUAAAAAACGAGUUGCUUACAUUUUGCAUAUCGUGUAUACAAAAACAAUUUUUUUAACGCCUCUGUAAUGAAUAUGAAAUCUACACAUGGAAAUUAGUUUAAUGCAUACAUACAUACAAACAUACAUAUAUUAGGUAUUUGGCAUGUAAUUUGAUUAAAAAAUUUUUUAUUAUAAAAUUUAAACUUGGCCUUAAAUAAAGUGAGGUAACUGAAC
This is a messenger RNA of Ceratitis capitata (Mediterranean fruit fly), 2835 nucleotides long. It is a transcript of the gene Lamp1, whose product is annotated as lysosome-associated membrane glycoprotein 1. The transcript is spliced from 5 exons. Gene Ontology annotation, cellular component: membrane. Lineage: Eukaryota; Metazoa; Arthropoda; Insecta; Diptera; Tephritidae. The coding region runs from base 355 to 1338 and encodes 327 amino acids. The record is from RefSeq and is a predicted model, not a curated record.